This is a messenger RNA of Theobroma cacao (cacao), 1938 nucleotides long. RefSeq names its product Pleckstrin homology (PH) domain-containing protein. Gene Ontology annotation, molecular function: nucleoside diphosphate kinase activity. The record is from RefSeq and is a predicted model, not a curated record. NCBI's taxonomy places the organism in Eukaryota, Viridiplantae, Streptophyta, Magnoliopsida, Malvales, Malvaceae. Gene Ontology annotation, biological process: CTP biosynthetic process; UTP biosynthetic process; GTP biosynthetic process.
UUUGCCGAGGGUCAAAACACUUUCCGUGAACACAAGUUCCUCUCUCGUUAGCUUCCCGUCUUCUCCCUUGUCUAAAAGUCUCUUUCUACCGGUAAAAAAAAAAGGUGUCUCUUCAUCUUUUAUUAGAAUAAACUUUUUUUUUUAAAUCAAAUCAUUAUCUGUAUCUUUCCAGCUUGUUCUUUUGUUCUGCUCGUGCGGCUUAUACGAAUUCAAGCGAUCAAGCUUCAGUUUGUACCUCUUCCUGUAGUGAGUAAAACUUUAUGGAUGACAGUCUUGGGAAGAUAAAGGUGAUUCCAGAUCAUUUUCAAGUCUCAACUCCCAGUGCUGACUCUCUUCAAAUCAGAAGUUCACCUGUUUCACAGCCAAGUAUUGAUAAUUCUUCAAGGUCCUGUAGCAGUUUAUGGUCUGGUCGAAAAUUGAGAAGUGCUGCAUUAAUGUUGAAUCUGUUCAGUUUACGUGGAUUGCCAUGGAGUUCUGGUGCUGGUCAGGAAAAGGUUCAGUUGACUGCUGCAGAGUUGGAAUCACUUAGAUCAGAACUUGCGGAUAUAGAAGAGAGAGAAGCUCACUUGAAAGCUCGGUUGGAACAUAUUGAUGAAAUUUUGCGGUCAGCUCGUCUUACCGGCUAUUUGUACAUCCGAACGAGGUGGACUGCUUUACCUGGAGAACCUGCUCCUAUUGAUGAUAACGAUGUUGACGACUGGCUUCCUCGAUUUGUUGUUCUUCAUGGCCAAUGUAUAUUCUUCUAUUUAUUCUCCACAGAUUUGAGCCCUCAGGAUUCAACCCUGCUCUCUGAUAUUGUUGAAGUAGGUUCUCUGCCCAGCUUUACAAGAGAAGAUGAAGGGACGCAAUAUUCCUUUUAUAUUUUAACUCGUCAAGGACUGCGCUAUGAGUGUUCACAUGUUUCUAAAAUACAGGUGGACACCUGGUUAUCAGCGUUGCAGACAGACUGCAAGCUGGACCCAAUUUUCAGAUCUGCUUCUAGAGCUGCCAGGUCUCUCCUUUCAGCUUCCAAGAGCUCUCGCUUUUACUCUGAAGGGCGAGCAGUAGCUGCUGCUGCAGCAGUUUCACUCGGUGGUAAGGUGCCUCUUUUAGCUUCAGCUUAUGGAAGGACUGGUCCCACCAAUGCAUCUAGAGGAUGGCUUUCAGGAGUUUUUGCUCUUCCAGUGGCAGCUUACAUGCUUCAGGAGCAGGAGGCUCAUGCUGCAGAGAUGGAGCGCACCUUCAUUGCUAUCAAGCCUGAUGGAGUACAAAGAGGGCUGAUUUCAGAAAUCAUAUCUCGUUUUGAGCGCAAAGGGUUCAAGCUUGUGGCUAUAAAGAUAUUGGUUCCUUCAAAGGAAUUUGCCCAGCAACAUUAUGAUGACUUGAAGGAAAGACCCUUCUUCAGUGGCCUAUGUGAAUUCCUCAGCUCAGGCCCUGUUGUUGCUAUGGUCUGGGAAGGAGAGGGAGUGAUUAAAUACGGCCGGAAACUCAUUGGAGCAACAGAUCCUCAGAAAUCAGAGCCGGGAACCAUCAGAGGUGAUCUCGCAGUCGUUGUUGGAAGAAAUAUAAUUCACGGCAGUGAUGGUCCUGAGACCGCCAAGAACGAAAUAAACUUGUGGUUCAAGCCACAAGAAUUGGUUAGCUAUACAAGCAACGCAGAGAAGUGGAUCUAUGGAGUCAACUGAUGAGGCAUUCUUUUUCCCGUUAAUCAGUAGUUCAGGAAAAUUUUAGUCCCAAACAUGAAGUCUGUGGUGGAGAGGCAUAACUUUUAGAAUAAAUAUGUGUUUAUGGAGGUGAGCAAACAGCUUUGCUAUGAUAAAACUACUAGUCAAACAUCAAUAAUCUAUUUCACCUCUUUAAUAUAAAGUGGAAAUAUGCAAUUUUCCUAGCUAAUUAUUUUUCCUUCGGCCUAAGAUUCUGAACUCUUUUGCUAAUGCAAUGACUAUUAUAAUGUGUAUU